AUUGCGACUCCCACUCCGCUCCUGACUUUCACUUUGACAUAACUUUUCCGACAAUUUUGUGCAUUUUCAUCAUCUUCAGGCAGAAUUUGUGCAUUCCCUGGAUAAGAUAUCCUCCUUUUGGUGAACACACGUGAAAUUCCACUGCACAAUGAACUGGUUCCAAGGAAGUAUCGCCGAAGCAGUGACGCUGUCGAAGAGAAAGAAUGCGGUUUUCGUGGUCUUCGUUGCAGGAACUGAUGAGUCGUCGACUAAUUUGGGGCGUCUGAUUGACAGUGAUCUCAUCCGGAAGCACUUGGAGAGUGAGAAAUUCGUGGCAAUUCGCAUUGACAGCGGAUCCGAAGCUUACAUGCAAUUUGCUCAGAUCUAUCAAUUGGUUCCCCUGCCGUCGGUUUUCUUCAUCGGGCAGAAUGGAACUCCCGUGGAUAUUGUCACAAGUCUCACGACAACUGUUGAAGAUCUGGAACAGAAGAUUCUUGGUGUUCUUAGUCGUCUUUCGCUGUCCACUCCGUCCUCAUCGGCAGGUGAAGAAGUCAAACCUGCCGUUAAGGAAGACAAACCUGUGCCUGUCUCUCAAGGGGCCUCUUCGAGUGGAGCCGCUGAGAAGACUGCGGUGAAGGAGGAGAAAGUCACUGAGGAGUGUGCCGGAGGAGUUUGUCGUCGUGUGGAGACUGAGAAUCCGCCCAAGCCUGAGGCGAGGCCUGAGAUGAGUGCCGAAGAGAAGCUCAAUCGGGCGAAGGAGAUGCUCGAGAAGAAGCGCAAAGAGAAGGAAGCCGAGGAGGCGCGAGCAGAGCGAGAGAAGGAGAUCCAGCGACGUCGUCAGGGUCAGGAUGUGGCGUCGCUGAAGAAGUGGCAGGAGGAGCAGGAGAUCAAGCAACUGCGGGAGGAUCGCAUGAAGGAGAAGAAAGAGGCUGCCGAGGCGAGGAAGAAGAUACUCGAGCAGAUUGAGCAGGACAAGCUGGAGAGGGCUCAGCGCUUCGCCCCAGUGGUGCCCAAGAGUCCUCCUUUGGCGCCCAUGGAGGAGCACAACUACGCGGCGGCGGACAACAGUGACACAUCGCGCAUUCAGUUCAAGACACCGUCCGGAGGAACUGAGAUACACGUGUUCGCCAGCACCGAUCAGUUCGCCACAGUUCACAGCUUCGUCCAGACGGAGUUGCUCUCUGGAUCGGGCAUCACGGACUUCGCUCUGGCCACGACAUUCCCUCGCAAGGAGUUCAGCCAGGAGCACUACUCGCAGACGCUGUCUGAGCUCCGUCUGACGCCCACAGCUGUACUCCUGAUUUUGCCGCGGGGGCGCGGCGUGUCCGGUGGCGGCGUGGGAUCCACUCAAGUGGCCACGACGUCGGCCGGUAGAACGGCCAUUCACUUCUUCACAUCCCUGUUCUGGAGCUUCUUCACACCGGUGAUGUCUGUGCUAUCUUACAUGAGAAACUGGGUUUUCCCGCGACAGGAUCAGGGCCAACAGAAGCGCGCCGCCGAGGAUCAAAUCUCAGAUCAUGACGCCAGGGCCAAGAGGAGAAAUCUGGAGUUUCCCGGGGAUUCGAGGGACGGUCAACAGCCGUCGACGUCAAAGUCCGCUGAGGCUGCGUACAGGAGAUUGGGAAGCUCAAACAUCCAUCGGCUGCACGACAAGAAGGAUUCUGACGAUGAGAACAACACGUGGAAUGGCAAUUCGACUCAGCAGAUGUAAGAAGAGAGUUGAUCCUUUUUGUGCUGUAGAUAAAUGAUCCCAAGAACCAAAUGAAAGGGUCUCGGCGGUAAUGAUGGAAUGCGGAGAAUUGUUUGAUUUAAAAUCCUUUACGAACCUUUUGCAAUUCCUAUAUUGAACAUAGAUAGAGAUACAUUAUAAUAUAUUUACCUUUUCAUACUUGUAAAUUGGUGCAGAAUAACAAUUAAAAAAUCUUU
This is a messenger RNA of Phlebotomus argentipes, 1905 nucleotides long. Its product is annotated as UBX domain-containing protein 4. The transcript is spliced from 4 exons. Gene Ontology annotation, molecular function: protein binding. Lineage: Eukaryota; Metazoa; Arthropoda; Insecta; Diptera; Psychodidae. The record is from RefSeq and is a predicted model, not a curated record. Bases 149 to 1690 code for a protein of 513 amino acids.